AUGUCAAUCAUGUUUGAAGUUGCUGAAGGAGGAUUCUUGGAUAUUGAUGUUAAGGUAUGUUUUUGUUAGUAUUUUUUUAUGUUUUUAGAUUCAUGUUUCGAGAGAAAUUGGAGGUAGAAUAUUACUAGAAGUUUAUAUGUUCUUAGAAACUAUAUUUUUUUUGCAAAAAAGCACUAUUGGCCCGUUAACAUAUAUCUUUAUGGACAACCUGGAGCUGAAUUUCAAGUUAUAUUUCAGAUCACAGGCCCAGAUAAUCAAGAAGUAUACAAAGGAGAACGUGAAUCUAAUGGACGAUAUGCCUUUGCUGCCCACAUGGAUGGAAUCUACAACUUCUGUUUUGGAAACAAGAUGUCUACAAUGACACCGAAGGUUGUCAUGUUCACUAUCGAUAUUGGAGACAAAAAUGCUGAACAAGCUGCUGCCGCUGAUCCUUCCCAUGAUGCUGAAAGUGCUAAAUUGGGCGAGAUGGUUAAGGAAUUGGCAGGAAGUUUGACAUCUGUCAAGCACGAACAGGAGUACAUGGAAGUCAGAGAAAGAGUUCACAGAUCCAGUAAGUUUUGGUGUGAAUUUAUGGUUUAUAUUGUUAUUAAUGUUACUAUAGUACUAUAUUUCAGUCAAUGAAAACACCAACAGCCGCGUCGUCCAAUGGGCCGUUUUUGAAGCCAUUGUUAUUGUAGGCAUGUCAAUCGGCCAAGUGUAUUACCUCAAGCGCUUCUUCGAAGUUCGAAGGGUUGUCUAA
Bursaphelenchus okinawaensis is the source of this 739-nucleotide messenger RNA. The record is from the annotation of a GenBank genome assembly. Lineage: Eukaryota; Metazoa; Nematoda; Chromadorea; Rhabditida; Aphelenchoididae.